Cladocopium goreaui is the source of this 429-nucleotide messenger RNA. Lineage: Eukaryota; Dinophyceae; Suessiales; Symbiodiniaceae. The record is from the annotation of a GenBank genome assembly.
AUGCAAAGUUGUGGAGCUCAGGUUUCCUCCGACAUUGACGCAGCUUUGAUGGCAUUUUCUGAAUGGAAAGAUCAGGGUAGGCUCGGAAUGCCCGCCAUCUAUGUCUCGGAGACCCACAAACGAACCAUGACGUGCUUCGUGGCGAAGAAAGUGCGUGCGGAUGCAUUGGAACUCUUAAAAGCUCCGGUCGUGCCAGGUAUGGGCCAGGUGAAAAUCGUCCAUCCCGAGGCCAAUCCUGCAGCAGUGCAUCCAUUGGCUGAGAGUGGCUGGUAUGUCCCAGACCCACCUCCAGAGGUUCAGGAAGAGGAUUCAGCUGCUCAGGAGUGGGAAGAGUAUGUCCAUCCAGAAACAGGUGCCAGUUGGUGGUGGAAUUCCAGAACUGAGGAGGCGCUUUUGUCUCCUCCCCCCGGAUGGACCCAACGCGCCUGA